Molecule: messenger RNA, 935 nt
Organism: Pieris rapae (cabbage white)
Lineage: Eukaryota; Metazoa; Arthropoda; Insecta; Lepidoptera; Pieridae
Product: GATA zinc finger domain-containing protein 1
Exons: 3
Coding region: 118-879 (253 amino acids)
Biological process (GO): regulation of DNA-templated transcription; chromatin organization
Cellular component (GO): nucleus
Molecular function (GO): zinc ion binding
Source: RefSeq, a predicted model, not a curated record
UAUUUUCUGUAAUCUGUGAUUAUUCGAUGUCCAAAACAAACUUGUACCUAAGUUACAUUUUGUAAACUUUAAUUUUUUUUGUUACAACCUUUGAUGUACAGUAAAUAAUCAAUUAUUAUGCCUAAGCCGAUUUGUGUUCAAUGCAGUACCAAUGAUUCUUUAUUAUGGCGUAGCGCAGAAAAUGGUCAGAUAUGCAACGAAUGCCAUUUAGGUAAUGCAGCUAGUAAAGAAAUGGAACUAACAACAAAUAUAAAAACAGAGGUCGAUGAUAAAAAAGAUGACAAGGAAGAUAUGGAGAGCCGGAAUGGUAAGAGUGAUGGGGAUUCUACGCCAGCAAAAGCAACUGGAAAAGGUACACGGAAAAGUACUCGUGCUACUAGAUACAAAGCAAAAACUCCUGCUCCAACACCUGCAAAACCCUCUGCACCGCGAGGCCGAGGGCGCAGAAGUAUUUUUAAGAGACAGCCUCUAAAAGCACCUACUGCAACAGCUACUGUUGUUACAAGUGAUUCUAUUUUUUAUAAGGGAUCAUACAUGCAAGUGGGAGAUAUAGUGUCCAUGCUUGAUGUAAUGGGUGGGACAUAUUAUGCUCAAAUCAGAGGAUUUCUUACAGAUCAGUAUUGUGAAAAGAGUGCUGUUGUAACCUGGCUUUUGCCAACUAAAGCAAGUCCACCCCCUGAAAAAGGAUUUGAUCCAGCUACGUAUAUUAUAGGCCCAGAAGAAGAUUUGCCCCGUAAGUUGGACUACAUGGAGUUUGUAAUGCAUGCACCAUCUGACUAUUACAAAGCCAGCAAUACUCCAUACCCAUUAACAGAAAAUGAAUUAAAUAACUAUUCAGGAUUUAUAUGGACAACAUUAGAACCUAAAGAAAAAACUUAAGUUUAAUAUAAAUAAAUUAAUAACUUAUGUAAGUGAAAGUAAAUGCAUAAAACAUA